GGAUGGUGGGAGGGUUGAAGAUUGCGAUAGCGCUACUGCUCAUGCUGCUGAUGAUGGUGGCGGCAGCUGUUGAGUUCAGAGGAAGAGGAGAAACCCUCAACGACCAUCCCCACAAGAAAGCCUGCUUUGCACCUUUAAAUGACAGGACCGAGCAGAAAGGCGGUUCUCGUCGUGCUGCCCUAGCAGCCAUUCUUUCUGGUUCGGAGCCUCACCAUGGCGCUCAGAGAGCUCGGGUUGACAAGCUCGACCUUAGGGACCUCAGGAUCCCGCACAUGAACAUCAGGAAGAAGUGAGUGCAGGAAGUCUCAGUGAGCCUCUUCAAGGCGUCUUUGAGUUCUCAAGUUACGAUCGUUAACUUGUGAAUGAAGGGAGUGUAAAUUACACCUUC
Messenger RNA from Guillardia theta CCMP2712, 388 nucleotides. RefSeq lists its product as hypothetical. The transcript is spliced from 3 exons. The record is from RefSeq and is a predicted model, not a curated record. Lineage: Eukaryota; Cryptophyceae; Pyrenomonadales; Geminigeraceae. The annotation marks the transcript as partial.